This is a messenger RNA of Dibothriocephalus latus, 1035 nucleotides long. NCBI's taxonomy places the organism in Eukaryota, Metazoa, Platyhelminthes, Cestoda, Diphyllobothriidea, Diphyllobothriidae. The record is from the annotation of a GenBank genome assembly.
AUGCCAAUUGUCUUUCGUGUUGACGUCAUUUUACUAUGGUUCCUCUGGUGUGCUGUUGGAACGGGCUGUGUCAUCUUCAACAAAUCUCUACUUUUGAUAUUUCCGCAUCCACUGACGUCCAGCUUUGGCCAAUUGUUACAUACCUUUACACUUUCGUGGAUUUCAUUGCGUUUUAUUGGAGAAAAAAAGGAGUUUAAAUUUAACCGUUCUCACUACAUUCUUCUGUUAUCUCUCGGCUUAACCAACGUAUUGUCGAUCGGAUGCAUGCAUCUUAGUGUACAUUUGCUCUCUGCUGCGUAUGCUCACAUGGUGAAGUCAACCAUGCCGGUAUUCGUGGUCCUGUACUCGUUUGUCCUUGGACAGAAAUUUCCUUGCAAGACCUAUGUCGCUCUGUCGAUGAUAAUAACGGGAGUUGCGAUCACUUCUCACGGUGAGGCCUCAUUCAAUGGCUUGGGCUUCGCUGCUGCCAUUGGCUCAACCAUGGCGGGUGCAGCGUAUGGAUUUAUCAUGAAGGAGGUGAUGAUCCUCACGAAAUUGCACGAGUUCCAAUUGUUGAGGCUGGUCUCCGGCCUCAGUUUGAUACUUCUGCUACCGGUCUGGCUAAUAGUCGAUUUCAGGCAGAUUUUUCUGUCAACCGACGACCCGCUGCCCAACGCCGCUGCUGCUGCUGCUGCUACAACUAAAAUCCUCUGUCUCCUUCUCGCAGACGGCCUUUCACGCUACCUGCAGAACAGCCUGGGGGUGAUGCUGCUGGCCCGGCUGACGCCUCUCGGCUACUCGGUGGGCAAUGUGUUGAAGCGCCUCUUCAGCAUCCUCUCCUCCCUCCUCUUCUUCGCUACGCCAAUCACCCUACUGCACGUUGUGGGCAUCAGCACCGCAAUGUUGGGUCUUCUAGCCUACAAUGUGGUCAGUGCUGCUCUCAUGUUUUAUCGCAAUGCUUCCAUUUUUUCCUUGCUAAGUUGGUUGUACUCUGAGUAUCACAAUCGUCAGGCCAACUUCCAAGUUGUAGGUAAAAAGUCGAAGGCACCAGUAUGA